Messenger RNA from Petromyzon marinus (sea lamprey), 4572 nucleotides. RefSeq names its product prolyl 4-hydroxylase, transmembrane (gene P4HTM). The record is from RefSeq and is a predicted model, not a curated record. Gene Ontology annotation, cellular component: endoplasmic reticulum. Gene Ontology annotation, molecular function: procollagen-proline 4-dioxygenase activity; iron ion binding; L-ascorbic acid binding. Gene Ontology annotation, biological process: peptidyl-proline hydroxylation to 4-hydroxy-L-proline. Lineage: Eukaryota; Metazoa; Chordata; Hyperoartia; Petromyzontiformes; Petromyzontidae.
GUGGGAGGAGGGUAGCGUUGAAAUUCCAAGCUCUUUAAUUUAACCAGGGCCUUACUUUGUUCACCGCGUGUUGCUGGGGUGCGCGUGGUCGUAAUCUGGCAGGCUGCCGCGGUAAUUACCGUGGGUGCGCAUCAACCACACGAGACACUGCGUGCCGUCUCCUUCACAGCGGCGGACGUUUCGGAACGCCGCGAUGCCGUUCGAGACGAAGUCUGACAUCGUUCACGGCCGUCGCGGUCAACAUGAAAUAUUGCUCCGCGGAUGACUCGGUUGGGACGGCGGCGGCGGCAGCAGCAGCAGCAUCGCCCUUGCUGCUGCUGCUGGCGGAGGACUCCCGUGUGUGGAAGGGCGGUCGCCGUCGACCUGCGGUCCGAUACGAAAUGUAACCAAAUUAUUAAUUUGACAAAUUCAAUCCGUUUUUUUUACCGGUUGUAGGGUUGUAUUAACGCCCAUUUCUUAUGUCCCCCGAUCCGCCACUGUUUUGGCGGCUCCUGCGUGAAACCCAAGGCCGAUCGGGGGAACAAUGAUUCCCUCACAAGCCUCGUGUUCCCUCCGGUCACGUUGCAUGGGGGGCGGGGUGGGGAGAAGUUUAUUAAAAUCGUCAUGGCUGGCAGCCUCAAGCCCAGCGGUGAACAAUCCAUAUUUUUAUGGCGCACGCCGCUGUGAAAUAACUGCAAGGUGGUACGCGUUCCAUCCACCCUCAGGAGAGAUGAUUGGCUACGCCAGCUCGUGACCGGGAUUGUAACUUGUCAGUUGACACUCGCGAAUGAUGAAUCAUCUUGGUCUCUUUUUGUGAGUUCUCACUUGGUUACAAAAAAAGACGAAAUUCCUGAUUCAUUGAUCUGUGGGGGGGGGCGGGGGGUGUGUGAGAAAAAUCUUGGUCCUGGUGCUAAGACCGUGGAAGAGUAGGCCAAAGCACCUUUCAGAGCUCCGCUCAGUGGGAGGCCCCUUCCGUCAGCGGCGGCGUGAGCGAGCCAUUGCAGGGCUGCGCCUCUGCCUCUUCAAGACGUGGCCCACACGCUUUUGAAAACACCGACUUGUGUCACACGCUUGGCCUCGCUCCACGGUUUAGGUCCCCACCAGGUGGAGUUGCCUCUGUCUGCGCUGACGUCACCGGCGGCGAUAUCAGCCGUGGGGCCUCAGGGCUGCAGCCGCCCGGCCGGCGAACGGCGGCGUGAGCGAGCCAUUGCAGUGGCUCACACGCUUUUGAAAACACCGACUCGUGUCACACGCUUGGCCUCGCUCCACGGUUUAGGUCCCCCCCCCACCCCACCAGGUGCAGUUGCCUCUGUCUGCGCUGACGUCACCGGCGGCGAUAUCAGCCGUGGGGCCUCAGGGCUGCAGCCGGCGAACGGCGAUCAAUCGCGGGCAACAACGAGCAACCGGUUGACCCCCCCGACCCCUAGCGACAUUUCUGUCCGUUCAUUGUGGUGCGCGGGAGUGAGGCUUAAAGCCGCGGCACGUUGUUUGUUUGUUGUUGUUUCGGUGCGAGGCGGCGCCGCCGGUGGUGAGGCCGGCGCCUGGUGAUCCGGGCCGAGUUAAUUGGCGUCACGUGACCAAUUAGCGCGCCGCCUCCGUCGUCGCGGGCGAGGCCUCAUCGCGGUUCGGGAAACAACAACAUCAAUAACAUCGUCAGCAACGUGACGGGGUUUUAAUUGCUGACGUGAUCACGUGGACACGGACGCGACCAUCGCUCGCAUCGCCACCAUCAACCCCCCCCAUCACCGCGAGCAUCACGAACAUCACCGUCAUCAUCGUCGCUCCGGUUACCACCACCAACAACCACCAUCAACCAAGCCACACGAAAAAAGGAGUCCAACCCAUUACCAAAACCAACUUCGCCGCCGCCACCACCACCACCAUCAUCACCACCAUUAUUAUCAUCACCAUUAUCAUUACCACCAGUAUCACCAUAUCAUCAUCACCAUCAUCACCACUACCAUCGCUACCACCACCAUCACCCCCCAUCAGCUGCGAUGGGGCGCGCCGACGGCGGCGUGUGCUCGCGCGCCUACUUCGUGGCGGUGAUGGUGUUCGCCCACGUCUACAUCCUCAACAUCAUCGUGCUGCUCAUGUACGUCCACUACAGCGGGGGGCCGCGCGGGGACCCCACCGAGCCCCACGCCGAGGGGGCCGCGCCGCCGCCCCCCGCCACGGGACGACGGAGCGCCGGGGGCCACCAAGGGGAUGAGCAUAGGGGGCCCCGGUUGCCUCCCUUCCAGCUGCCGCGCAUGGAGGGGAUUAAGGUAGGUCACGUGCGCGCAAGUCACCUCGUGCCCGGGGUGCUGAGUCAUGUGACCACGCUGAGCCUCAAGCCUCUGCUGUUUGAAGUGUCGGCCAUGCUCUCCCUUGCCGAGUGCCGGGAGCUGGAGGAGCUGGCUCGGCGCGCCGGGCUGCACGAGGUGCGAGCCCCACCGGCGGGAAGCCACGACGCCGCCACGGGCGACGACGCCGCCGCCACCGGCGACGCGCACCGCACCAACGCGUGGAACGCGUGGCUCAACCAGAGAGCCGGCGCCCCGCAGGUGCUGCGCUCGCUCAGUGACAGGGUAGUGCACCUGACGGGGUUGCCACGGGCGCUGGUGGAGGCGGGCGAGCCCGUACAGGUGCACGUGCUGGCGGAGGGCGGGCACGAGCGCGCCCACCGCGACAGCGGUGCCACGGACGCGCGCACCGUGUGUGCCCACACGCGCAUGCUGGCGCAGCACCACCACACGGCGGAAACGCCAUGCCGCUAUGUCACGGUGCUGGUGUUUCUGAAUGACGUGGAGGAGGGCGGAGAGACGGCGUUUCCUGCCGCAGACAACCGGACCUUCGAUUCCUCGGACCUGGUGCGAGGCGACGUGGAUUUGAGCGACAUGCGUGCCCACUGCUCCCGCGCCAACCUGCGCGUCACCCCACACGCUGGCAGCGCUCUGCUGUGGUACAACCACCUGUCGGACGGCCGUGGCUGGGUGGGCGAGCUGGACGACUACUCUCUGCAGGGCGACUGCGCAGUCGUGCGCGGCGCCCGCUGGACCGCACGACUCUGGGUGAACGUCGACCCGGACGCCCAGCGCCAGUCCCGCCUGCUCGACCCCGCGUGGCCGGGUCAACGUGACCCCGUGCGACCCGCCCACCCUGACUCCGCGUGGCCCGGUCGGGAGCCCCAGCCCUGGGGCUCAGGCCAUGAUGAGGUUCCCCCCUCCUCCUCCGCUGCUGCUGCCCCCGAUGGUCGAUCGGAGCUGUGAGGACGCACAGAUGGAUUGAUGGAUGGUUGGCGACCUCAGACUGUGGAGUCGUUCUUUUCAUUUCGCCCAUGUGUCCACCGCUUGCGGAGGAGAAACGCUAUAUUCCAGAGCGUGGCUGUGAUAUUGGCUCGGCCACAGCCCUAUUUGUGUGACCAUGUGUCUGUGUGUGUAUGACUGCGUGUGUUUAUCUUAUGUUUAUUUUAUUUAUUAGUGCUUGUUCAUUUUUGUUGCUGUUGGUCAGUAGCAGUUGCCCUUGUGUGUGCAACCCGUGUUUGUCUCAGCGAAUUUAUGGGCCCUAGAAUGUGACUGAAAUUGUAGCGAGCAGCACCUGCGGGUCCUGGAAUGUGAAUGCUGCAGGGGUUGGCAUCACUUCACUUGGUCAUGACCGAGUGGGUGGCCUGGGCAAGGCCUAGUCUAGGCCUAGGCUAGGGCGAAGGCUAUUGCCAUAAAUAAUUAUGCCCUCUACCCAGAAGAGCCUCACUGAGUCGCCAGACUGAGUGAGGCUCUUCUGGGUCGUGUUCUGCUACAUUGGGAUCUUUGGCCAAUUAUGUUGGUGAAUGUCAUUUGGCGUUAAACCAGGAUAACCCGGAGAAAACCUCAUCACGUACGGGGAGAAACACUGAAUUCUCCACACAGAUGGAUUAUACAAUAUAUUCUGGCAUGUUCUGGCUGCACCUUGCAGUUCAAGCCUGCAGCACUUGCCUUUCGUGGCGUGUCUACCCCUACCAAGUACUAACCAGGCUUAAACCUGCUUAGCUGCUGAGGUCCGACUGUUACAGCCGUGUGCUGGGAUGGAGUCACUAUUCUAAAGAGUUGAAGUGACAGGUCCCCAAUUGUGUGUGCACAGUGUGUCACGCGUGUGCUUGUGUGGCGGUCAGCAGAGGCUUUUGGGAAGUCCUGAGCAUGUACGUGUCAACCCACUGCACCAUGAAGGGGGGGUGGAGCUACUCGACUAGGGGGUGGAGCUACCCAAGUAGUAGGCGGAGAUACCUGGGGGGGUGGAGCUACUCGACUAGGGAGUGGAGCUACCCAAGUAGUAGGCGGAGGUUCCUGGGUGGGGGUGGAGCUACCCGACUAGGAGGUGGAGCUACCCAAGUAGUAGGCGGAGAUACCUGGGUGGGGGGCAGGGCUAGUGAAUGAGUGAGGAUGUCUGUAAAACGUGGGUGGGGCUGACGAGAGAGAGGGAGGAGCUGACAGUUUACCACGUGUCACCGUAGAAUCAGGGGUGGGGAACCUUUUUUUCUGCCAAGGGCCAUUUGGAUAUAACAAUUCGCGGGCCAUACUAAAUUAUCAACUUAAAAAUUUGCCUGUUAUAUUUGGUCAAACAUUUAAUUAACUCGCC